This is a messenger RNA of Styela clava, 4063 nucleotides long. Its product is annotated as ATP-binding cassette sub-family F member 1-like. Lineage: Eukaryota; Metazoa; Chordata; Ascidiacea; Stolidobranchia; Styelidae. Gene Ontology annotation, molecular function: ATP binding; ATP hydrolysis activity. The record is from RefSeq and is a predicted model, not a curated record.
GAUUUAGCAAUGGAUUUGAAUUUAGCAAAAAAAAAACGUGACGGGAAGUGAACGAUGGUGGCCGAGCCGUAAUAUGCUGGAAUGGCAAAUGGCCUUGCUUUUCGGUCAUAUUUAAUUGAUAAAUAAGCAGUGAACAACCAUAAAUAAUGCCGAAAAAAUCUAAAACUAAGCAGCAGGGUGAUGAAGAAAUAGCUACGAAUAAUAUUCAGUCAAUGUCUGAUUUUCCGAACUUGGAUAAAAAUGCGCCGAAGGAAGGCAAAAAAAAGAAAAAGGGGGGUAAAAAAGCCUUUUUUGAAGAACUUGCAGAUGAUAACAUAAAUCAAGAUGUAGAGAGUCCCCCUGUAGAACAAAAAAUGAAGAAACAAAAGAAAAAUGAAACUGUUGAGCUUGCACCAAAGGUUGAAAAAGAAAAAACGAAACAGAGAGGGCGCCAAAGAGCACCCGGUCCGGAAGAUGAGGAGGAAAAUGAAAAUGGUUUAGUUCAAGACUUCACACAUGAAGAUGGACCAGAAAAAGAGGAAUCUGACGCCCUGGAUGCUGAGGCAUUGAGUAAAAUGACGCGUAAAGAACGAAAAAAGUAUCAAAAACAGAUGCAAUUUCAGAAACAAAUGGAAGAGUUAGAAUCUGAGAGAUUGAACGAUGAAUUGGGCAACUUUAGUAUUUCCGAGCAAGCUUCUGGUCAAAAGAUUUCAGCGAUUCAAGACAAUAGUAUGGACAUUAAAGUAGAAAGUUUUUCAAUCGCAGCCAAAGGGAAAGAUUUAUUCAAAAAUGCUUCUCUUACAAUCGUCGCCGGACGAAAGUAUGGUCUUGUCGGACCUAAUGGUAAAGGGAAAACGACUUUAUUGCGCCAUAUGGCAGCGAGAAAAAUGGCAAUACCAGCCCAUAUUGAUAUUUUAUAUUGUGAACAAGAAGUCAGAGCUGAUGAAACACCCGCUCUUGAAGCAGUUUUAAACGCUGACAAAAAACGACUUGAGUUGAUUGAGCUCGAGAAGCAAUACAUAAAAGCACAAGAGGCUGGUGAUUUAUCUGUACAAGAGAAAUUACGAAAGGUUUAUGAAGAUAUGGAAGCAAUUGGGGUCGCAUCCGCUGAAGCAAGAGCGCAAAGAAUCUUAGCCGGACUGGGAUUUACAAAGUCAAUGCAAAAGCGUGCGACGCAGGAUUUCUCUGGAGGCUGGAGAAUGAGAGUUUCCCUCGCAAGAGCUUUGUUUAUGGAACCAACAUUACUUAUGCUGGAUGAACCCACGAAUCAUUUGGAUUUGAAUGCAGUCAUCUGGUUGGACAAUUAUUUACAACUAUGGAAGAAAACUCUUUUAAUCGUCUCCCACGACCAAAACUUUUUGGAUAACAUUUGCACGGAUAUUAUCCACCUUGAUGACCUAAAAUUGCAGUACUAUCGAGGAAAUUUUGCACAGUUUAAAAAGAUGUACGUCCAACGAUUGAAAGAGAUGACAAAACAAUAUGAAAAGCAAGAGAAGAGAUUGAAAGAGCUGAAAGCGCAUGGAUCAUCAAAACAAGCAGCAGAAAAGAAAACAAAAGAAGCAUUGACCCGUAAACAAGAGAAAGGUCGUCGUCGUGGCGCCACACAAAUGGAAGAAAGCAGUGAAACGACUGUUGAAUUGAUACGAAAACCUCGUGAAUAUAUUGUAAAAUUUUCUUUCCCAGAUCCACCACCUUUGAAUCCACCAAUAUUAGGAUUAUAUAACAUCAGUUUUGGUUACCCUGGGCAACCAAUGCUUUUCAAAAACGUUGAAUUCGGUGUUGAUAUGGAAUCUAGAAUUUCAAUCGUAGGACCUAACGGUGUUGGCAAGUCUACACUUCUAAAACUUCUGUGUGGAACGCUUGACCCAACUUCAGGAGAAAUGCGUAAAAAUCACAGAGCCCGAAUUGCAUUCUACAGUCAGCAUUCAGCUGAACAACUGGAUUUAGAUAAAUCACCAGCGGAAUAUUUGCAAAGUAAAUUCAACAUGCAGUACCAAGAAGCUCGAAAACGUCUCGGCUCUGUCGGACUUGUAAGCGAAGCUCACACCAUCCCGAAUCGCGAUUUAAGUGGAGGACAGAAAGCUAGAGUAGCUCUUGCAGAACUCGUAGCAAGCGCACCUGAUAUUUUAAUCUUGGACGAACCGACGAAUAACUUGGAUCUUGAAUCAAUCGAUGCACUUGCAGACGCAAUAAACACCUAUAAAGGAGGAGUUAUAAUUGUGUCUCACGAUUCUCGUUUAAUUACUGAAACAAACUGUCAACUCUGGGUUGUUGAGCAACAGACUAUCAAUCAAAUUGAAGGUGACUUUGAUGAUUACAAACAGGAAAUCUUAGAAUCUCUUGGAGAGGAGAUUGUUAAAAAACAGCCGUCUGCCGCCGCAGCUAUAGCGGUAGAGCAAUGAAAUCGCUUUCUCAUAUAAAAUGUCGGUUAUGGAUGGUGGUGUUUCUAGCUCCUAGUCAAUUCAUGCAGAUAUGAUAUUUAUUGGUCGCUCCAGAAGUUUGUGUACCAAUAUGGAGGUAACUAAUUUGACUCGCCUAUUUUACAUCAACUUGUGUAAAAGAACUGAAACCUAUGGGCAGGGGGUAUAUUCACUUGGCUAAACAAAAGCGUCCUCGAACUUGUAAAAUAAGGAAAAUCGGAAUAAAAAUUAUGGCCCAACCCUAACCUGGUACACACACUACGGAAGUACCAUUUAUUGUCAUUUUCUAAUUCAUGUGGUGAAUGGUUGAUGUGAAUGAAAAAGCAUUAUUAAAACCGAAAUUCACAGAUAUAUAUAUAUAUAUAUAGUGGCACUACUAUAGCAUGGAAUCCACUUCGAGCCCUAUCUAUUCCUAAUGGACAUGAACAUUUAAUUUAUAACGCUGAUACAGUGGUUCCUAACCUUUUUAUGGAUUGUGGCCCCGUUCCGGAGGGUUUUAGCACGCAUGGCCCCCGUUUAUUGUUCCAGUGGUAUUUGUAGUUUUAUUUUGAUUGGUUGAUUCCAAAUCCUAUCCUGUUUAAACAAUUCAUGCUCAACAAAGGAAAAACACCCUGUGAAAUAACUUUAUCAAGUAAUGAAACUAGGAUGAACAGGGAGUUAGUUUACGCCUGGCAUUUUGGCCGAUAAACCUCGCGCUAUAGCAUCACAGAUAUAUUUAUAUAAUUGAAAUUGGCAAACAACUUUUGGGGCUCAAAUAUUAUUGCAAUAUUGUAGUUCUUUUUUUUAUAUGUUGCUCAUCGAGCCGGAGUCAAGAAAUGCUGAGUAUGACUCAAAAUCCAGCAAAACAGAAUCAAACUCUGAAGGAACAUACUGUUAAAAUACUACAAGGGUAUUCAGAAGCGGGGACUGCAUUGCAUGUAGGGAGGCAUUAUUUUUGGUGUCUGUCAUAACAUGGGGUUUAGUUGAUAAACUCAGUAUCCAUCCUGUGCAGCCAACAUGGGUAUUCAGUUUGAUACAAAUAGCUUGAAGGUCUCAAUAACCUUAAUACAAAAUAUGUCACAUUACUGUUUUGCCUGAGCUGUGGUAUUAGGGAUAAGUCUACUAGUUCACUCAAAAGAAUUUGGAAAUGCUCUUACACCUCAUUACUUUACAAUUACUUUUCUAUUUGAAGAAUUGUUCCUUGUAAAUAUAAAAUAUAUCUGUUCCAUCAAUAUUAUUUUGAAUUGUGUGCCAAGGAUUCGGAUUUUAUGUUGUACACCAGUGGUUCUCAACUCUUUAUGGCUUGUGGCCCUCUCUCGAAGGCUUCCCGAACUCAUGGCCCCCCUGUUUAUCUUUCCUUUGGUAUUAUGUUCACACAAUUCAUGCUCAACAAAGUGAAAACACCCUUAUCAAGCAAUGAAAUUAGAUAGAACAGGAGUUUUCAGAUCUGCGCCUAGCAUUGUGGCCCUCCAACUGCCCCUUUGCCCCCCUAGGAGGUCACAGGCCACCAUGUUGGGAACCACUGUUGUACACAAUGGUGCGGUUUGAAGCUUCGGAGAUUUCAUUCAUUUUUUGUGAGGUUGUGUACUCAAAUCAUUUGUGACUUACUGGGAUGUUUGUCUAUUUGGAAGUACAAUCAUUUUCUUUGGAAUAGGAAAUUUGAAUAUUAAAGAAAUGCAACGAUG